Cylindrotheca closterium is the source of this 1008-nucleotide messenger RNA. The record is from the annotation of a GenBank genome assembly. Lineage: Eukaryota; Bacillariophyta; Bacillariophyceae; Bacillariales; Bacillariaceae.
AUGCAAUCUACUUCCAUCUUACUGAAGUUGCUAGCUUUGGAAACUUUUGUUGAAUCGGGUCUUUCGUUCCAAUUACCAUCCCCUUUUGUGAUGAAGAACAAUCGUCAAACUACGGACGUGAACAUUGUGCACAAUAUAGCCCUCAACAUGGCCUUGGUCCCAUUGCCGGUGGAUGAAUUAGAAGAUUAUCUUGUUAUUGGACCGCCAUCGGGGUCUCAGUAUGCAACCUAUUGGGGUAGAACAAAACGAGAGCGAUACAACCGGUUUCUAGAGGCUUCAAUCGUUACAUUCCUUGGCGUUUUCUUUUCCUACUUUCUUAGCUUUGUCUUGGGAGGCUUUGUGGCAACACUUUUCGGAGCAACCUUUGCCUUUUGGGGGGUCUUGUCACCAGAGCUAAAGGCACGGCAACGUAAUUGGGAAUUCCUAGGCGGUAGAGCAUUGGUAGAUCCUUGGAUUGUGAGGGGUAGAGAUGAAGAAAAACAGGGGCUGUAUGGAUCACUCUUUAUUGGAAAAGUAGAUGAUGUGUGUGUGGUCUAUUCCACAUCGUCGUUGGAAGAGUACGAAUUGGAUGAUUUUCAAGAUUACACAAUGGAAUCCGAUGAACUGGAACAAUUUUCUGGGACCCCUUAUCUCAUUCGCGUAAAGAUGAGUGAUGGUGAGGGACGAGAGCUACAGACCCACGCUAGAAUGAGUGAAGAUUAUUUGGAUAUUCAAACUGGAAUGCCUGUGCUUUCCAUUCUUUUGAGUACAUCACAAAAGUUUACAUCGCUAGCUGCUCUUACGGAUUUCAUGAUCCCAGAUGCUGAAGCAUGGGUCGGAGAUUACCCCUAUCUGAAUCGCCCGGAGAUUGAAGCAAGGCUCGCUGAGGAUGACGAGCUUUGGGAUUUAUUGCAAGCCCAAGGUUCGGAUAUCUCUGAUUCCGAGGAUGAUACUGACAAAGAUGAUUUCAUUGGGGAAGAAGACGCAGCUGAUCGAGACUUCGUACCAGUCCGACGAAGACGAAGCUGA